This is a messenger RNA of Nomascus leucogenys (northern white-cheeked gibbon), 1080 nucleotides long. It is a transcript of the gene SNRPA1, whose product is annotated as small nuclear ribonucleoprotein polypeptide A'. Gene Ontology annotation, cellular component: U2 snRNP. Gene Ontology annotation, molecular function: U2 snRNA binding; protein binding. Lineage: Eukaryota; Metazoa; Chordata; Mammalia; Primates; Hylobatidae. The record is from RefSeq and is a predicted model, not a curated record. Gene Ontology annotation, biological process: mRNA splicing, via spliceosome.
UUGGUGCUGCCUGGCGUCGGGGCGCGGGGCACGCUGGGACGUCUCGCUGGCGGGAGGCUACGGGCUUUCCACCGAGCGGGGAAACGGGAGGCUGCAGGAUGGUCAAGCUGACGGCGGAGCUGAUCGAGCAGGCGGCGCAGUACACCAACGCGGUGCGGGACCGGGAGCUGGACCUCCGGGGGUAUAAAAUUCCCGUCAUUGAAAAUCUAGGUGCUACGUUAGACCAGUUUGAUGCUAUUGAUUUUUCUGACAAUGAGAUCAGGAAGCUGGAUGGUUUUCCUUUGUUGAGAAGACUGAAAACAUUGUUAGUGAACAACAACAGAAUAUGCCGUAUAGGUGAGGGACUUGAUCAGGCUCUGCCGUGUCUGACAGAACUCAUUCUCACCAAUAAUAGUCUCGUGGAACUGGGUGAUCUGGACCCUCUGGCAUCUCUGAAAUCGCUGACUUACCUAAGUAUCCUAAGAAAUCCGGUAACCAAUAAGAAGCAUUACAGAUUGUAUGUGAUUUAUAAAGUUCCGCAAGUCAGAGUACUGGAUUUCCAGAAAGUGAAACUAAAAGAGCGUCAGGAAGCAGAGAAAAUGUUCAAGGGCAAACGGGGUGCACAGCUUGCAAAGGAUAUUGCCAGGAGAAGCAAAACUUUUAAUCCAGGUGCUGGUUUGCCAACUGACAAAAAGAAAGGUGGGCCAUCUCCAGGGGAUGUAGAAGCAAUCAAGAAUGCUAUAGCAAAUGCUUCAACUCUGGCUGAAGUGGAGAGGCUGAAGGGGUUGCUGCAGUCUGGUCAGAUCCCUGGCAGAGAACGCAGAUCAGGGCCCACUGAUGAUGGUGAAGAAGAGAUGGAAGAAGACACGGUCACAAACGGGUCCUGAGCAGUGGGGCAGGUGCAUAAUAAUAGGCCCUCUUGGAACAAGUCUUGCUUUUCCAACAUGGCAUAAUAGCCUUGUUGGUGUUAGCAAAGUGGAAUCUGUCAGCAUUGUUGAAAUGCUUAAGACUGCUGCUGAUAAUUUUGUAAUAUAAGUUUUGAAAUCUAAAUGUCAAUUUUCUACAAAUUAUAAAAAUAAACUCCACUCACUGUGCUACCAA